CCCUCUCCUCCCAUUGCUUAUCUUUCCCACUUGAGUCUCAAACUGUCAACACUUGCAACCCCAAACACCAAAAAGCUUUCACUUUUAGGGAGAGAAAGAGAGGAGAGAGAGAGAGAGAGUUCCAGAAUGCGGAGCAUAACUCUCUCGGACAGCGUUUUGGGGGUGCACUCGCCGCCUUCGCCAUUUCCAAAACCUCCAAAGCCGCCAUUGUUAUGUUCAUCCUGUUACUUGCUUUCUUUCAAAUUGCGCUCGAAGAAGCUCAUUUCCAAGCUUUCUCUCCCAAACCUAACUCUCGUUUCAUCCAGGUGUUCAAGAAAGUGGAAUGCGGCAGACACCUCCGAGGAAUGGAUUGGACGUCUUUUACGAACUUCUGAACAUCCAGAUGGCCUUGAGUUACAGUACCUUAAUCGCAAGAAAUGUCGGGUGACCACAGAACCAUUUCAUGUUGUGGAUGAUUACGAGGCUUUAGAUAUAGUCCUUGCAAAGGAAAACUCAAAAGCGGAUAGUCACAUGGACAGAGAGAUGCACAUUUCUUAUAAUCCAUUCUCUCAUUUUUGGAAGGCUAUCAUGCUGUGUGGAUUUCUUGCACUUCAAGGCUCUGAACCUGCAUUUGCUGUUUCUGAUCUUGCAAGUGGGUUGCCCUCAAUUCCUUUUUUGGGGAACCUUGGCGAUCUUAGCACAGGUUUUGCUUCAGCAUUUUUGCUCAUCUUUUUCUCGGAACUAGGGGACAAGACCUUCUUUAUUGCGGCGCUUUUAGCAGCUAGGAAUUCAGCUCCAGUUGUUUUUAUUGGGACUUUUGGCGCACUUGCGGCAAUGACCAUCAUAUCUGUUGUUCUUGGACGAACUUUUCACUAUGUCGAUGAAAUCCUACCAUUCAGAUUUGGCGAGACUGAUCUACCCAUUGAUGAUAUUGCUGCAGUUUUGCUCUUGGUUUACUUUGGAGUUUCAACUUUGCGUGAUGCCACCUCAAGUGAUGGUAUGAAAGCAGAAGAUGAACAGAGGGAGGCAGAGCUAGCUGUUUCAGAGUUUUCAGGAAAUGGUUCCGGAAUACUAGCUGCUGCUAGCACUGCCGCUAGCACCUUCCUUCUAGUUUUUGUUGCUGAAUGGGGAGACAAAUCAUUUUUCUCCACAAUCGCACUUGCUGCAGCCUCUUCACCCCUUGGAGUCAUCGGGGGAGCGCUAGCUGGUCACGGUGUUGCAACUUUGCUUGCUGUUUUGGGGGGUUCUUUACUGGGCACAUUCUUAUCAGAGAAGGCCAUUGCGUACGUCGGAGGCGUUCUUUUUCUGGUGUUUGCAGCUGUAACACUGGUUGAGAUUGUAAGUUAAAGAAGGCGGUUUUGAACACAAGACGUCAGGUGCAGCAAUAAACCUGUUAACCACUUGAACACGAAACUUCAGGUGGAGAUAGAUUCAUUCACCUUUUUUAGCUUCUCACACACAUCUUUUUUUAUUUCUAGCUGUUGAAUUGAAUAAUCGAACAGAAACGAAUACGUGAUUAAACAGGAGUGUGUGAGAGACUAAAAAAAACAUCUGUGUAAAGUGCGUUAUAGAAAAGGUAGCAAAAAUGGAAAGAACGUGGCACGCCCUAACCCAUCAAUAGAAGCAUUAGAGGGAGAAUCAAAAGUGAUGGAAAAAGGAUGAUUGUGGAGGCAGACAAAACCCCACUCUCUCAUCUUCUCCCUCUUUUACUUUUUACGUGAGCCUUCCUUUCCACUUUCCACUUUGGCUCCGUACGCUGCUGGUCUCUCAGUCUCAUCUUUCGCUCGCUCAAAAUUUAAAAUUCAAGUGCUCCUCCACUUUCUUCCAUUUCUUUCCUUAUUUAUGUAAUAUAGUUGUCACCCUUUUUCAUAUUGCUUUGAUUUCCAUCUUUCUUAAAUGCUUAAUUCGAUCCCACACACACUAUUUUAUUGAGUGAUGUUAUUAAUCUCAUGUUACAACUGUUCUUUUCAUUAAUAUAAGUGGGACACAUUAAUAUUAUUGUUGACAAAUAAGAG
Malus domestica (apple) is the source of this 1994-nucleotide messenger RNA. Its product is annotated as GDT1-like protein 1, chloroplastic. Gene Ontology annotation, biological process: manganese ion transmembrane transport; Golgi calcium ion homeostasis; calcium ion transmembrane transport. Gene Ontology annotation, cellular component: Golgi apparatus; chloroplast thylakoid membrane. NCBI's taxonomy places the organism in Eukaryota, Viridiplantae, Streptophyta, Magnoliopsida, Rosales, Rosaceae. Gene Ontology annotation, molecular function: calcium ion transmembrane transporter activity; manganese ion transmembrane transporter activity. The record is from RefSeq and is a predicted model, not a curated record.